Messenger RNA from Mandrillus leucophaeus (drill), 1246 nucleotides. It is a transcript of the gene IL17REL, whose product is annotated as interleukin 17 receptor E-like. The coding region runs from base 266 to 1246 and encodes 326 amino acids. Gene Ontology annotation, molecular function: interleukin-17 receptor activity. Lineage: Eukaryota; Metazoa; Chordata; Mammalia; Primates; Cercopithecidae. The transcript has 14 exons. The record is from RefSeq and is a predicted model, not a curated record.
ACUGCACAGCCAGAUGCUGGCUGGGCAAGCACUCGCGUUCCUGGGCCUGACCUGGGGCAUUUUCCAGAGCCUGGCCAUCCCCCGGAUUACAGAAUGUGGCCUCUCCUGUUCUCAGUUGCAUAAAAUAUAAGUUGCUGAUUUCCCAGGUUUCAAAUUGUUCUGUUUCCCCCUUCUCGGAAUGUGAGCUCCCGGAGAGGGCUUUACCUGCAGGAGCCACAGGAACCGGAACAUUUUUAACAGCUUCUGCCGGCCACGCCCUGCGUCCAUGUCCAGGUCAGUCCUGGAGGCCCUGACGUCUUACACUGCCAUGCAAUGUAUCCCCUCUGACGGCUGCUCAUUGUUCCUGCGUGUACGCGCCUCCAUCACCCUGCAUGAGCACCUGCGGGGCCUGGAGGCCUGCACCAUGAGCCUGGACACCCAGGAGACGCAGUGUCAGAGCGUGUGGGUGGCCAGGGCCUCCCACCGGCAGCAGGUGGGGCAGCAGCUCCAGGUGUACUUUGGCUGCUUUGCGGUGAGCGUGGCCCAGCACCUCUAUGUCACCCUGAGGACCAUCCCUCAUUUCUGCGGGGUCCAGCUGGAUCAGAAGCACCUCGUGACCGCCAACAACGUCUCCCGGGUGGUCUCCUUGCCCUACAGCCAGGAGCUGCCGUGCCUGUGCCUGGAGGGCUGGUCUGCGACCCCUGACGCGGUGCGGAUUCAGAUCUGCCCCUUUGAAAACGACACUGAGGCACUGGAGAUGCUGUGGGACACGGUCUACUACCACCCAGGGAGCCAGACACUGAGCUGGGAGCCCACCUGCCCUGUGAGUGGCCAUGUGAGCCUGUGCUGGCGCCCGGGGCCAGGGGCCGGCUGUCGUAAGCUGCAGCGAUCCAGCCAGCUGGUGCAUCGCAGAGUGCAGUACCCACUGGUGGACACCCAACCCCAGCUCUGCCUGAAGUUCUCCACCAGUUGGGGGUCCUGGGUGCGGUGCCCUUUUGAACAGCGUCGCUUCCCAACCCCGCCCACUUCCAGGUGCACCUGUGUCACAGGAGGAAGUCACAGCUCCCUGCCUGCCAACCCGCACUCCAGGCCAGCCCGCUCCCUCCAGCCUCAGGUGACUCCGCAGCCGCCCCUGCCUUUGCCUUCCUGGACCUUCCCAGGGAGGAGGCCUGUGCCCCAGGCAUCUGCAUCCAGACAAGGGAGGCACCUGCUGGAGGAUACACGCAUGCUGCCACCAGGUGGCAGUGGCUCUCAGUGCCGGUGCUGA